Messenger RNA from Dipodomys spectabilis (banner-tailed kangaroo rat), 954 nucleotides. RefSeq names its product olfactory receptor 4K14-like. The transcript has a single exon. Gene Ontology annotation, molecular function: olfactory receptor activity; G protein-coupled receptor activity. The record is from RefSeq and is a predicted model, not a curated record. Bases 4 to 954 code for a protein of 316 amino acids. Gene Ontology annotation, biological process: G protein-coupled receptor signaling pathway. Gene Ontology annotation, cellular component: membrane. Lineage: Eukaryota; Metazoa; Chordata; Mammalia; Rodentia; Heteromyidae.
AAAAUGGAUGAAAGAAAUCAGUCUAUAGUGUUAGAAUUUGUGCUUCUGGGACUUAGCAAUUCAUGGAAUAUCCAAGUCUUACUUUUGAUGGUAUUUCUGAUGCUUUAUCUGAUUAUUGUGUCAGGAAAUAUUUUAAUAAUAAUUGUCAUCUUCACUGACUCCCACCUUCAUUCUCCCAUGUACUUCUUGUUGGCCAACUUGUCCUUCAUUGAUUUGUGGCUAUCUUCAGUCACCACUCCUAAAAUGAUUACAGACUUUCUUAGGGAGAAAAAGACCAUUUCAUUUGGAGGGUGCAUGUCCCAAAUUCUAUUUGUGCAUUUUAUUGGAGGAGGAGAGAUGGUGCUUCUGGUGGUAAUGGCCUAUGAUCGCUAUGUAGCCAUCUGCAAACCACUUCACUAUUUUUCCAUGAUGAACCUACAUAAUGGCAUUAGGUUGGUGGUGACUGCCUGGGCCAUUGGUUUUGUGCAUGCCAUGAGUCAACUCAUUGUGAUUGUACAGCUACCAUUUUGUGGAAAGGAAAUAGAUAGCUUCUUCUGUGAUAUCCCACUGGUAAUCAAGUUAGCCUGCAUAGAGUCUUCUAACUUGGGAAUGUUAAUGAAUGGUGAUAGUGGUGUUUUGGCUAUGACCUGUUUCAUUUUGUUGCUGAUAUCCUACACGUACAUUCUCCUCACUGUCUACAAAAGCUCUAAAACUGGUGCAUCCAAGGCCUUCUCUACAUGCACUGCCCACCUUACAGUAGUGGUGCUAUUCUUUGGGCCUUGUAUCUUCAUUUAUGUUUGGCCACUUAGUAUCACUUCGGUGGACAAAUUUCUUGCUGUGUUUUACUCUGUUAUUACACCUCUUCUAAAUCCAGCCAUUUAUACAUUGAGAAAUAAAGAGAUUAAAUGUGCUCUGGAGAGAUUACAAAACUACUUCAUAGAGACCAAGGUUAACAUUUUAUUAAACCUCAUAUGA